Molecule: messenger RNA, 1887 nt
Organism: Erpetoichthys calabaricus (reedfish)
Lineage: Eukaryota; Metazoa; Chordata; Cladistia; Polypteriformes; Polypteridae
Gene: actl6a
Product: actin-like 6A
Exons: 14
Coding region: 182-1471 (429 amino acids)
Biological process (GO): nervous system development; regulation of transcription by RNA polymerase II
Cellular component (GO): NuA4 histone acetyltransferase complex; SWI/SNF complex
Molecular function (GO): chromatin binding
Source: RefSeq, a predicted model, not a curated record
UGGCGUGUAGAUCCCCAUAGUUGCUCUGGAAGCGAUUGUGUCGUGUUAAAUUUCCCGAAGAGGUUUGCAGUUUCUUUUGUUAAAAACAGAGAAAAUAGAAGUCGUUGGUGACUCAUUUUGAAUUUUUAAUACACCUUGUUCAGGAAUCCGUGUUUAAUUUCUUACCUGAAGAGCAGGAGAUAUGAGCGGGGGAGUGUAUGGAGGCGAUGAAGUUGGAGCUCUUGUGUUUGACAUUGGAUCAUAUACUGUAAGAGCUGGCUAUGCAGGAGAGGACUGCCCAAAAGCAGAUUUCCCAACCCAUAUUGGGAUGGUAGUGGAAAGGGAAGAUGGAAUAACACCAAUGGACACAGAUGGAGACAAAGGAAAACCAGGAGGCACAUCUUAUUACAUAGAUACCAAUGCACUUAGAGUUGCCAGAGAGAACAUGGACGUCGUGUCGCCCCUGAAAAAUGGCAUGAUUGAAGAUUGGAAUAGCUUCCAGGCUAUUUUAGAUCACACAUACAAGAUGCAUAUAAAGUCAGAAGCAAAUCUGCACCCCGUGUUAAUGUCUGAAGCUCCGUGGAAUACCCGAGCCAAGAGAGAGAAGCUGACUGAGUUAAUGUUUGAACAUUACAACAUUCCAGCUUUCUUCUUGUGUAAAACGGCGGUACUGACUUCAUUUGCAAAUGGCAGGUCAACAGGACUAGUGUUGGAUAGUGGUGCCACACACACUACAGCUAUUCCUGUACACGAUGGAUAUGUACUUCAGCAAGGUAUUGUCAAGUCACCUCUGGCUGGAGAUUUUAUCAGCAUGCAGUGUAGAGAGCUGUUUCAGGAGCUAGGUGUUGAAAUUGUUCCUCCAUACAUGAUUGCAUCAAAGGAACCUGUGCGUGAAGGAGCCUCCGCCAGCUGGAAGAAAAAAGAAAAACUACCUCAAAUCACAAGGACGUGGCAUAACUACAUGUGUAAUAAUGUAAUUCAGGAUUUCCAAGCUUCAGUUCUUCAAGUGUCGGAUUCUCCCUAUGAUGAACAAGUUGCAGCACAAAUGCCCACUGUUCAUUAUGAGCUACCAAAUGGUUAUAACUGUGAUUUUGGAGCAGAAAGGCUGAAAAUCCCUGAAGGCUUAUUUGAUCCUUCAAAUGUGAAGGGUCUGUCAGGAAAUACCAUGCUCGGUGUUGGACAUGUUGUAACCACCAGCGUGGGAAUGUGUGACAUUGAUAUCCGACCAGGACUUUAUGGUAGUGUAAUAGUAACUGGUGGAAAUACACUUAUACAAGGUUUUACAGAUCGACUAAACAGAGAGCUUUCUCAGAAAACACCACCUAGCAUGCGUCUGAAAUUAAUUGCAAAUAACACCACAGUGGAACGCAGAUUUAGCUCUUGGAUUGGAGGGUCCAUUUUAGCCUCAUUGGGUACAUUCCAGCAGAUGUGGAUAUCAAAACAGGAAUAUGAAGAGGGAGGAAAACAAUGUGUAGACCGAAAAUGCCCGUAACUGCAGCAAUAAAACCUUUUUUGCCUUUUGAAAUAAAACCUGGGGCUAGUUUAGAUUCUCCUCCUCCCCAUGCACUCAGGAAUCCCAAGAACAUUUUCUGCCUAUAGAAGUUAUUUUUACACUUUAUGUACAUCAGUUUGUAAAUUGCAGGCUAUGGAUUCUGUUUUUUUUACAUGAAAACAAUGUUUUGUUAAAAGUUUUAUUACAUCUUCUAUUUGACCUCUUUAUUUUUAAACAAGAGCUUUUAUAAAACUAUAUUUUGAUAUCAAACAGUUUGUAUUGAUAGAUUAAAACAUGUACAAGCAGUUUGGUGAUUUUUUUUUUUUUUGUUUUUUUGUUAAAUGUGACUGGAGUUAAGUUCCAUGAAAUGGAGGCUAAAACAAUGUCAGCCAAUAAAAGGCUAUUUGUUACUCUAA